Molecule: messenger RNA, 1425 nt
Organism: Neltuma alba
Lineage: Eukaryota; Viridiplantae; Streptophyta; Magnoliopsida; Fabales; Fabaceae
Product: trans-resveratrol di-O-methyltransferase-like
Exons: 3
Coding region: 142-1215 (357 amino acids)
Molecular function (GO): protein dimerization activity; O-methyltransferase activity
Source: RefSeq, a predicted model, not a curated record
UCCAAGUUAUCCUUAAAGUCAUUGAACCACUUGAAAUUUUAACUUUUAAGCACCGAUUUAUUCCUUCUGACCUUCUUGACAUUAUUUUCUUUUGCAGCUGCUGCUGUUCAUCGGAGAAGAAAGGGAUCUGCACCUGCAAAAAUGGCUAUCAACGAAGGCAAGGAGGAGGCAGAGUUGUUUCAAGCUCAGGCCCAUCUGUAUAAACACGUCUUCAAUUUCAUAGGUUCGAUGUGUCUAAAGAGUGCUCUGCAGCUGAACAUACCAGACAUAAUCCACAGCCAUGGCCGACCCAUCACCCUCCCUGAGCUGCUCUCGGCUCUCCAGAUGGACCCUGCAAAAUCUUCUUAUGUCUAUAGGCUCAUGCGCUUACUGGUUCACUCUGGCCUUUUUUCAACUACCAAAGUCCCUAUAGGUGAAGGGGAAGAAGAGGGGUACGAUCUCACACCUUCCUCUAGACUUCUCCGCAAAGACAAUGUUCCAAGCUUGUUCCCUUUCGUUCAGGCAAUGUUUCAUCCAGCUAUAGUGCAUCCAUCGGAAUGCUUGGGAGAUUGGCUUAGCAGUAAUGAGCCCACCCCCUUUCACACUGCACAUGGGAUGGGAUUUUGGGACUAUCUCAGCCAAAACGAGGAGUUUAACAGACUCUUCAAUCAAGCUAUGAUUAGUGAUUCAAGCAUGAUGAACUUGGUAAUUAAAGAUUGCAGAUCAGUUUUUGAGGGAUUCAAUUCAUUAGUUGAUGUUGGGGGUGGAAAAGGAGCUGUGUCUAGAAUCAUAUCCACGUCAUUGCCUAACCUGCAGUGCACUGUGUUAGAUCUUCCACAUGUUGUUGAAAACUUACAAGACAGCAGAAAUUUGAAGUUCGUUGGAGGGGAUAUGUUUCAGUCUAUUCCUACAGCAGAUGCCAUUCUUCUUAAGUUGGUUUUACAUGCUUACAGUGAUGAAGACUGCGUGAAGGUGCUCAGGAAGUGUAAGGAAGCUAUCGCAAGCAAAGGCAAAGAGGGGAAAGUGAUUAUUAUAGACAUAGUGAUCAAUGAGAAGAAAGAUGAACACGAUUUGAAAGAUGCGAAGCUCUUCUUCGAUGUGUUGAUGAUGACUGUGGUCACUGGAAGAGAGAGAGAAGAAAAAGAAUGGGAGAAGCUGUUCUUGGAAGCAGGGUUCAGUCACUACAAGAUAACACCCAUUUUUGGCGUAAGGUCCCUCAUUGAAGUUUAUCCUUGAAAUCCCUACUCACCAUCACCUGAUGUCUGCCCACUCUGUGUGUUAGUUUACUGUCUUGCUAAGCACAUCUUCUGAACACUAAUGUAAUCAUAAGAUUAGAACUUCAAUGCUUUUUUAUAUUUGGUUACUGAACAAUGUUAAAAAUAUCAUUGUGCUUCCUUCAAUUAUUGUCAAAGUAAAAGUGCGAAUUGAAUCAAUUUAAUCUAAUAA